Molecule: messenger RNA, 1308 nt
Organism: Solanum stenotomum
Lineage: Eukaryota; Viridiplantae; Streptophyta; Magnoliopsida; Solanales; Solanaceae
Product: protein BIG GRAIN 1-like A
Exons: 1
Coding region: 80-1252 (390 amino acids)
Biological process (GO): auxin-activated signaling pathway
Source: RefSeq, a predicted model, not a curated record
CACUUGCUUCAACCUUUUUCUCGCUUCCUUAUUCUCAUUCCUUCACUUUUCUCACAAACACAAAAAAAAUAAAAAUUGAAUGUAUAAUAUGGAGAAGGAUAAGUUGUCUAGGAGACAUCACAAAAACCCUUCAUUUUCAUCUUCGCUUCUUGACGAAAUCUACCGCUCCAUUGAUGGUUAUGAUCAAAGAAGAGAAGAUUUCAAAUUACCAAAAUUAGAAACAAGAAAACAGAGCAGCAGCGCCAAUAUUGGACUGAAACCGAAAGGCGUUGCCAAUAUUUACAACAAGAAGAAGAGUGUAGAAGAUGAAACAGAAAUUGCUAGUUUUCGAAGGGCUUGUUUGAUUGAGAAAUGGAUGGAGAAAAAAGUGAAAGAUAAAGCACGAAGAGGUCCGUCUAGUGAAUUGGAUAGUAUUAAUUAUGAUUCACUCUUUUUCAGUUCAACUUCAUCUGAAUCCAAUUCUGGUACUCUCUCUGCAUCUUCAUCUGAACCCGACUCUUUUUACUCUGAAAAAUCUUCUUCUUCUUCAACAACUUGUUUUGCUGCAUCGAGAACUAGAUCGAUUAGAAGAGCCAGUGUUUCACCGCGUAGAGAUACUAAACUCUAUUCAUUUGACAAUCAACAAGCAAAUAAAAAUGAAGAGAGCAAGUCGAAAUCAACUGCUUUGAAAAUGUACAACAAUUUGAAGAAAGUGAAACAGCCCAUUUCACCAGGGGGUCGUCUUACUAAUUUUCUCACUUCCAUUUUCAAUAACAAAUCGAAGAAUUUGAAGGACGCAAAUGGCGGAAACAGAGGACAUUUUCAUGAAGUAGAUGAGAGGAAUUCAAAAUCUUCUUCAAUUUGUUCAUCAUUUUCAAGAUCCUGUUUAAGUAAAACCCCACCAAAAUUCUCUCAAACUUCUGUCAAAAGGACAGUCAGAUUCAACCCUGUUAGUGUUAUUGUUGACGAAGAUUGUCGUCCUUGUGGUCAUAAAUCCAUAUAUGACCACGAUUCAGACAAUCUUCGUAGGCCCAAAUCCCAAGGAAAUGCAGAGAAGAACAGGAAGUUUGAAGUUGAUUCAUAUAAGAAUGAUUACAUUGUUGAUUACGCAGAUGAAGAUGAUGAUGAUGCAGCAAGUUGUUCAAGUUCAGAUUUGUUUGAAAUUGAUCACUUAGCAUUUUUCGGUAACAAAAGAUUUUGUGACGAACUGCCUGUCUAUGAAACCACAUAUGUUGAUACCAAUAGAGGAAUCGCAAGUGGUUUCAUUCAUUAAAUUAUCAUUAGUUAGCCAGCCGACAAUGUGAUUUAGUAUUUGAAUCUUGAUGAUAA